AGCAGAACAUUCAGAUUUAUUCACUUUAUUGUUUGUGAUGUUUCGGCUGAUCUCGAUUUUCUUUUCACCUUUCUCUGUGAUUUUGUCUCUAAAAGUUUUCCUUUUUUCUGUUCAGGGGACUCUGGAGUUUGGGGUCUGAAGAAGAACUUUGCUCUGCUCGAACUUUUGGAGCGACUCCAGAAUGGAGCGUCCAACCAGUCUGGGAUGGCGGAGGACGCCCUGAAAGGAAUGGGAGAAUGUAUAAUCCGCUGCGAUGAGGACGAGAGCCACACGGCCUCCAUGUACUGCACCGUGUGCGCCACCCACCUGUGUGCCGAGUGCUCCCAGCUCACACACUCCACCCGCACGCUGGCCAAACACCGCCGCGUGCCGCUGGCCGACAAGCCCCACGAGAAGACGCUGUGUCCGCAGCAUCAGGUCCACGCCAUCGAGUUUGUGUGCCUGGAGGAGGCCUGUCAGUCCGGGCCCCUCAUGUGCUGCGUGUGCAAAGAGUACGGCAAGCACCAGGGACAUAAGCACGCUGUUCUUGAGACGGAGGCGAAUCAGAUCCGUGCGUCCAUCCUGGACAUGGCUCACUGCAUCCGCACCUUCACAGACGAAGUGUCCGAGUACUCGAGGAAGCUGGUGGGCAUCGUGCAGCAGAUCGAAGGAGGAGAGCAGAUCGUAGAGGACGGAGUCGGCAUGGCACACACCGAACACGUUCCCGGGACAGCAGAGAGCGCGCGCUCCUGUGUCCGAGCUUACUUCGCAGACCUCCACGAGACUCUGUGUCGGCAGGAGGAGAUGGCGCUCAGCGUGGUGGACGCUCACGUGAGGGAGAGGCUGAUCUGGCUGAGGCAGCAGCAGGAGGACAUGACCAUCCUGCUGUCUCAGGUGUCCACCGCCUGUCUGCACUGCGAGAAGACACUGCAACAGGACGACUGCAGAGUCGUGUUGGCGAAGCAGGAGAUCAACUGUCUUCUGGAGACGCUUCAGAAGCAGCAGCAUCAGUUCACAGAGCUGGCGGAUCACAUUCAGCUGGAUGCUGGCAUCCCCGUCACCUUCACCAAGGACAACCGGGUCCACAUCGGUCCGAAGAUGGAGAUCCGCGUCGUGACUCUGGGGCUGGAUGGAGCGGGAAAAACCACCAUCCUCUUCAAGCUGAAACAAGAUGAGUUCAUGCAGCCCAUCCCAACCAUCGGUUUCAAUGUGGAGACAGUUGAAUAUAAGAACUUGAAAUUCACCAUCUGGGACGUGGGAGGAAAACACAAGCUCAGACCUCUCUGGAAACACUAUUAUCUCAACACUCAAGCGGUGGUGUUCGUGAUCGACAGCUGCCACAGGGACAGACUGAUGGAGGCUCACAGCGAGCUCGCCAAACUACUGACGGAGAAGGAGCUGAGAGACGCUUUGCUGCUCAUCUUUGCCAACAAGCAGGUACAGAAAUCAGAAAUCCUAAAUGUGCUUUGUGGAUUAAAAAGGCUAAUGUUAUUAUACAAGCAGGCUACUAAAAGUUUAAUUUGGAUUUUAAAUAUUAAUAAUUGAAACAAUUAAUUUAACUCUAAAACCUGGUAGAUAUCAGUUUUCCUGCACUAAAUUCAGACACCUUUCACAAGCGUUAAAAACUUCAUUUCCUUC
Plectropomus leopardus (leopard coralgrouper) is the source of this 1617-nucleotide messenger RNA. The record is from RefSeq and is a predicted model, not a curated record. NCBI's taxonomy places the organism in Eukaryota, Metazoa, Chordata, Actinopteri, Perciformes, Serranidae.